Aspergillus saccharolyticus JOP 1030-1 is the source of this 7584-nucleotide messenger RNA. RefSeq names its product putative ubiquitin C-terminal hydrolase. Lineage: Eukaryota; Fungi; Ascomycota; Eurotiomycetes; Eurotiales; Aspergillaceae. The transcript is spliced from 7 exons. Gene Ontology annotation, cellular component: cytosol; nucleus. Bases 1 to 7584 code for a protein of 2527 amino acids. Gene Ontology annotation, molecular function: cysteine-type endopeptidase activity; cysteine-type deubiquitinase activity. Gene Ontology annotation, biological process: protein deubiquitination. The record is from RefSeq and is a predicted model, not a curated record.
AUGGCAGCUGCCCCGCUAGAGAGCUCUAGCACCCCGCCCGACAUCACCUCAACCGACACGACGCGUCCCUUCGGCGAUUCCAUGGAAGAUAACGACCCUCAAUCUACGCGAAAACGUCCCCGUCUCGACAGUGGAAGUGGAGCGUGUGAGUCCUGGACUGUUCCCAACGACACUUCCGCUUCUCAAAUUUCCAACCACAUCACCGAUGCUCCUGCCACUUUGGGCGUGGAAGCUUCCCCGUCGUCUCGUCCGGCCAGUCGAGUGACCAUAAACGUGAAGUCUCCGAUCUCAGACAUCAUGGCUCCCACCCCUAGCGAAUCACCGACAAAGCAAGCCGGUCCCACUUCAGCAGUUGCUCCCACCGAUGGGACCGGUGUUGACGCGCCCGCGGCGAUAUCACUUUCGUCUUCACCUGCGCAGAGUCCCGAAAUUGAAGUGGCGGACCUGGAAGAUAUGGAUCAGGAUCCCAAUAUGUCGAGUUGGAAACCGUUAGGAGAGGCAAUGCGGGAGCCGGCAACCCCGGAGGUGGUCCAGCUACACAACCAGCUGUCUUUGAUAGACACGUUCCCUAAACUCCGUCCUGGGACAGACUCCCGGGAGAGCAUGGAAGAGAUUAGUGUAGUCCUUGAGAAAGGCUCGGAGCUGGAUACCACCAUCUUCAAUGCCGUGAAGGCAUGGUUAGACGAGGUCGCGAACAAUCUCAAUCAGUUGACGUAUGCAGUCCUAGCAGAGGACCGCGACGCCUGGGAAGAGGUUCCGAGCAUGAUAGAUGGCUUGCUACGCCGGGUGCAGGUGCUCGUACCGGAUCAAGGCGAGCUUUUGUGGGCUUGCUUGGAAGAAUUCUUCCUCAAUUAUGCCCAAUUGGCCCUUCACCUCCUCCGCAUCGAUACCCUGCGACUAAAUCAGGCAGUCAAGGACCCAAAUGUACAGCCACCAGAACUGUUUUCGAAGGGCUACCUAUCGUCGCUAGGAUGGAUACUGCAGAUUAAUUGUAUUCCAUUCUUCCGUGCCAUGGAGAAGUGCUAUGGCAUUGAAGUUCCCAAUAUGGUCACACGUAUCAAUGAUAAACUCGCCGCGCCUUCCGUUGACAUCGUCAAGCGAGUGUCCGAAUUUGCAGCUUGUCUCACGAGCUUGGUAACUCAGUGGCCAUACUUUGCACAGCCCUUGAUCUCAGUUCUUACUAUUGUGAAUAACUUAGUCGAAUCGGGCAUCGAACGACGCAAGUACCUCGUUGAUGAUGGGCUGAUCAAUUCUUCUAUCUACUGCCGUACCCUCAAGGCGGUCUAUCCCCUAAUUCGAGCCUUUGACGACCAUUAUCAGACCCACAUCACGAAGAAGUCGUCUUGGGUAUCCAGCGAGACCAGCGAUGCUUUGCUUCGCGCUCUCUCACAUACAUAUCUGAACUUCUGCCUCUGGAGUCCGGAGUGGUUGGAUCAGAUCGCGGAGGAUCUUUCCAUACAGAUCCCAGUCGAUCUUCCCCCAGACGUCCCAUCUGAAGCGCGGGCUUACAUGGUAUAUUACGGCUGGAAAUUCGCAGUGCUGAAGAAGCAUAUCAUGGAUGGUCGGAUGGAGCUCCGGGUGCACGGCAUGGAGACGAUGCAGUUCGACCUUGUCACUGUCUAUCGACAGCAUAUUCAGCAUAACCCCGAUGGCAUUGACCACCCCAUCGUGCAGUACCUGGUCAAGUUCUUGCGACAAAGCCAAAUGGUUGAAUAUAUCGUUGGUAUCGACUCGCACCCACAACUAAUCAGCAGAAGUGGGAACAUUAUCGGCUUCUUGAUCGUGACUACCACAUACACCGAUGCUGAUACCGACACGAUAUGGAAGACGGUCACAGAGAGCCCGGAUUCGAGAGCUGUGUCGGAAGUACUGGGCAUGUUAUCGCGAACCUUUCACAUGCACUUAUCCACGUCGCCAACGUUGCUGUACCUAUGCUCCAAGUUGUUCGAUCUCCCAUUGAGUCGCUUUGAUACACGAAUGAUUGAUUUUUGCGAACAAUUGCUCUUUGCGAUGCGCGAGAAACACAGUGAAGGAUAUCGUCACGAGCUCACGGAGCAGGUGGACGCUAUCCCGCUACGCCUCUGUGUGCGCCUUAUUCGGGAAAGUGCUGCUACUAAUGAGCUGUCCGUGGACCACAAAGCCCAGCUACAAAAGUUCGCCGCCUCGCAGAUAAGCGCUUUCAUGGACGUGGGUUUGAGCGAAUUUGACAAAAUGGAAACCUACGAGAUUUGUGUCAUGGAUAUAGCCAAGAUGAAUGAGUUCACGGCCGGUAGUAUACAGGCACUGAAUGCGCUUCUUGCGAACAAUGAUACUCAGAGCGUCCGCAAGCUUGCCGAGGAUUUCAAUCUGACGCGUUUGCUGGUAUUGGAACUCGCCCAAACUGUGAACAACAAGCAGAUUGAUUUCGCGGAUACUUUUUCUUGGAAUGGCUUCCUCUCACGCAUUCAGCUGCUGGCUCGGAUCAUCGAUAGCGUUCCUGAAACUAUAACGGCUGAUCUCAGCGAUAUUCUGUGGCAUGAGGUCUUCAUGUCCAAGUCGCUUGUGCAGCAAGCCCGACGAGUCCUCUGGGACAGGUUAUGCGCUCUGACUCGAUGCUUCGUACAAGCCAACCCGUUCAUCGAGCGAUGCCUCGACGAGUAUCUGCCCAAGCUCUCGCCGACGGAGGACUAUUCACCGGAGGUUCUCUACUUUGCAAAACAUGCCAUUAACUAUGAAAUCCGCUUCCACCCUCCUCCAAUCGCUGGCGAGAAUGAGGUCGUGGUCAUUCCAGGUAUGGAGCGGAUCUGGAACAUGAUUUUAACCGCACUGCCUGGUACGAUCGAGGCAGACGCUAUCAGCUACGCCAUCGAAGUAUAUCUUGAUCAUAGCGUGAUCAAUCGCUCUCCUCGCACGGCUGUUGAAGCAACACAUAUUGCGCUGGUUGAUCGCUGCGUUGAACAACUCAAAUCUGCUGCUUCUAACCUGCACUCGGCACAUGCAGAAAAUGACCGACCCAUGGAGGAGUCGGCUCGCACUACCAUGUCCGAGUCUGGCGUUCACCCAGAAGAGCUAAGGUUUAGCCGGUCCUUGCUUUUCCUGCGCCAGUUCCUUCAGGGUUUGAGAAGCCGUCCACAGUACAGCCCUCUCCAGGACUCAACAUCCCUGGACCUACCGAGUAAAUCUGUCAAGGGCGAAUUGAUCAGUAUUCGUUACCAGGCUUUCAAUGGCGGUACACAAACCAAGGUGAACGCGUUGCAGAUUGGAGAUCUCUCGACCGCUGCGGAGCUCGUUGAUACUCUCGUUCGUGUUACUGGUUUUACCAAGCUGAAUACUAUAUUUGGAGGCCAACGGAUCGAUUUGCUCGAAAAAUCGGACACUACUUUGCGGGAUCUGAAGCUCGGAACUGGCCUCCUUAUCGUUCAGCGAGAUCCUGAGAGUCGAGAAGUAGCACUUACAGGAAGGCGUCAGUCUAUGACUUCGGUGGAUUCUGAAGUGCUCAAGCAUUUUGAUGAUCUUUACGAUCUUCUGGGAAUAGAGGAGCAUCUAGCGCGAGAGAUUUAUGAUUUUCUUACUGUGUUCCCGCCGCAGGAGAGAGUCUUGCAGCUGGUAAAGUCUAUUGACAGGACUGAAGACGAUAUGUUUCCCAUGGACAAACCCUAUUACUAUCUAUACUCAGUUCAUGCGCUGUCUGUAUGUCUGCGCGAAGAGGCUUUGGAGUCCUCCCCGAAUCAAGACUAUGUUUCUCAUAGCAUCAAAGUCCUAGUUUCUGCCUUAACACGUCCCGCGAUGUCCAUUGCCUUUGAUGAGAGCUCUAUAAAACUGAUGUUCGCCACGCAUCUCAUUGAAUGCCUACUCCACGCACUCUUGGUGCAACCGGCUCGUGCGUCCGAUGUUCCGUUGAUCUCGGAUGCCUCUGCUUUGGCCCAGAAAAUCCUCCAUUGCAUAGACAUUUCGAGAAGAUUGCCUAGCGACCGGAUUCCACAAGCUAGCGUCUUCAAAUUAAUCUGCCACUCCUUCGCCGUUCUCACGGAAGGAUCUGUACGUGAUCUCAACUUCUGGAACGCAGUCAAGCGAUUCGCAGAUUUUGAUGCCCUCUUGGUCUCGCUUCUGUUGGACGAGUCACGUCAGCCCAUCCGGAAGGGCAUUGCAGAGAACAUAUCUGUUGUCUGCAGCCCUUCAUCGCUGCGGAAAAAGCAAUCCACACCUGCUUGCACAGACACCCAAGAUUUGCUCGAUGCCUCGGACUUCGAGAAUCCUAUCCGGAUGGAUAUCUUAGCUACAAUCUGGGAUGCUUUAGUCAAGACUUUUCCGAAGACCCUGGAUCAUGCGCCUCAUUCCCACGAGUUCUUUGAAGUUGCCUAUCUAGUCUUCCGUUCCGUUGCUGAAAAAUCACCACAGGAUCUGGUAUUCAGCCAGUAUCUCAAGCAGUGGAGUCAAAUAAUGCUACGCCAUAACACAGAAGAGUUCGUCGGGCGCGAACUUGUGGACAAUCUGAUUCUCGGUUUUUGUCGCCUGCUCAAAACGUGCCUCGAUCUAGCGAACAAUACGGCGACCACGAUAGACACCUUCGAUCUUGCUGAGGAGCUUUUCGACAAGUAUCUCUUCCCUGAUCUAUCAUCGCCGUCAGACGAGCCAAUUGUCCCCCAGAUCCCUGUCAUGCACACAGAAACCCGCCAGGAGUUGUACUCUAUUCUUGGUCAACUCUGCUUGAUCGACAACAAUUAUGCUAAGUUGGUGGAUCGACUCCUGGAUCUCAUUCCGCAGGAUUACACGUACUCUAACUCGUGGUGCUUCGAGCGCUUCAAGCUGAUUCGCUCGCCGGAGGGUUAUGCAGGUCUUAGAAACUUGUCGAAUACUUGCUACUUGAACUCUCUUCUUACCCAAUUGUUCAUGAAUGUUGGUUUUCGUGACUUCAUGAUGCGACUUGAACUCGAAGACCCAGAGACAUCACAGAACCUGCUUGAUGAGACGAAGAAGUUGUUCGCAUACAUGCAAGAGACGUGGACGAAAAGCGUCGACUCACAAGGGUUCGUUGACACCAUCCGUACGUAUGACAACGAAUCAAUCGAUGUUACGAUUCAAAUGGAUGUCGAUGAGUUCUAUAACCUAUUAUUCGAUAGAUGGGAGGCUCAAAUUCUCAGGUCAGAAGACAAGAAGAAAUUCCGCUCCUUCUACGGUGGUCAACUUGUACAGCAAAUCAAGUCCAAGGAAUGUCCCCAUAUUUCUGAGCGGCUUGAGCCAUUCUCGGCCAUUCAGUGUGAGAUCAAAGGCAAAGCCACCCUUGAAGAGAGCUUGCAGGCCUACGUCGAAGGAGAGAUCAUGCAAGGAGAUAAUAAAUACUCCUGCACAUCCUGUGAUCGUCAUGUUGAUGCAGUCAAACGGGCUUGUCUGAAAGACGUGCCCGACAACCUUAUCUUUCACCUGAAGCGCUUUGAUUUUGACAUGGUGACAAUGAUGCGAAGCAAGAUCAACGACGAGUUCAAAUUCCCGGAACGUAUCGACAUGAGUCCUUACAAUGUCGAAUAUCUUGCCGAUCAGAGCACGGACUUACGAGAGGACAUGUUUGAAUUGGUAGGAGUUCUCGUACAUAGUGGCAAUGCCGAAUCCGGUCAUUAUUAUUCGUUCAUCCGUGAGAGGCCGACGGCUGAUAACAGGGCACACUGGGUCGAGUUCAACGAUUCGGAUGUCAGUCGAUUUGAUCACGGCAAGAUUCCAGAUCAAUGCUUCGGCGGUGUCAACGACUCUCUUGGACCCUCUUCAAUAGGUCAGAUGCGAUUCCAAAAGAACUGGAACGCUUACAUGCUGUUUUAUCAGCGCGUCUCAAGCAUGGACUCAGAAAGAAUGACAUACAAGCCCACAAGACCUCAGCAUUCAGUGCAAGUUCAGUUGCCGACUCCGCUCGCGAACCACAUCACCAUGGAGAAUGAACUGUUCAUACGGACAUACUGUUUGUCGGAUCCAUACCAUUCUUUCUUUGUUCGGUUUAUGCUCUCCCUUCUCCAUGAGUCCCAGGACCCUAGGCGUGAGGAGAGAUUGAAAUUGGACAGGCAGAUGAUCACCAUUGCUUUGGACACGUUUGAGCAACUGUUGACCCGUACUAGAGAUCUUUCUCAUCUUGAAUCCUUUGUGGACGAGAUUCAGAGGAUCAUAAGUGAUGUUCCCAGGGCCGCUCACAGGGUCAUGCAGUGGUUCAUGGAGAGACCAUCGGCAGUCCGCAAUUUGAUCCUAAAAGGCCCCCAUCCAGCCGUCCGAAAUAGUACAACAAAGAUCAUCAUUUGCGCGCUGUCGAAACUCCAGGAACUUCAUCAAAAAGCCGACAAGGGGAGUAGAGAGCAGGAAAAGUGGUUAAACCGUUACUCGGACGCCUUUGAGUCGCUGAUUAAUACCCUAUAUGACCUCUGGCCCGCGCUUCUCACGGUGGGCAAGGCCUGGGAUGACUAUUUUGAGCUUCUCCUUCUCCUUGUCAGCUUCGGGAAUGACGAGGCUGGAAUUGUCAUCAAUAGCGGUUUUUUGCAGAAAUGCCUGGAGCUCGUAUGGAUCGACCACGAAGACCUGAAGCGCCUCCGCCGUCAGUAUCUGGCAUACUGCAAACUUUUAGAGAAAGGCCGCAGGUUUUCGCAUCGGAAAAUGACGGAUCUCCUGGCAGCUCUACUGACACACCUCAACCUCACCGUGAAGCCGGACGCAGAUGGUAGGCGGCGGUUGCUUUCAGAUGGAAAGUACACUCUCACUGCCAUUGAAAGUGGUCUCGUUCGACCGGUGGGUAUGAAACAGGAGUUACUGGUGCUACAAAAGAUUCUUCAGCAAUACAGCAGUCCGCAGGCUUGCCGAAAAAUAGUUGGUGUGUUUAUCGAUGCGGAGCCCGCUGCAGGCCUUCUCAAUGCCAUCUGCAGAACGUUAGAGGAAGGUCUAAGGCUUUCUCCUGCAGAAAAUUGUACUCCUUACUUGGAGGCAACUUUAGUCUUUUGUCGCCAGUGUCCGAACAAAGACCGAAUUGCUGGGUUGAUCGAGUAUGUGGCGAAGGGCAUUGAAACCAUCAACAAUAGCGGGGGGAAAGAGCAUCUCAACUUCUUCACAAGUGUCAUGGCCAGCAAAAACGAGCGCAUCGGGCUUGAUGAGACUUGGUUUUUGACGCAGCUCAUAGACAGGAUUCCAGACUGGGCCCCUACCUUACUCAUUUACCCUGAGAGGGCUGUGAGGAACAUGACCUUGGAGGUCCUUCGCCAGAUCUUGUUCAGUGCCCAGGAGGAUAUGGGCGAAAGUUGGGAAGCGCGUCAAGCGGAAGUCGCCAAACAACUGGUGAAUGCAAGCCUUGAAAGGUUGCGCAAAUUAUGUCAGGAUGGACCCGAGACUGGGAUUGAUACCAAGAUUCUCGACUGCAUUCGGACUGUUAUCGACCAUUGCCUUACCACCUAUUACGAUAGGAGCGAUGAGGACCAAGAUUCAGUCCGUCGCACACGUGAAUUCAUUGCAACUGUUGAGGAGGUUUUGGCCGAGCUGCCGGAGGAAGUAGCUUCAGAGUCUGAUGCAUUAUCUGUAGAAGAAUGGGAGGACAACUCCGUCAUGGCAAGCGAUUCCGAGAUGGGCCCGAUAGCCUCUCCCUGA